Molecule: messenger RNA, 954 nt
Organism: Cylicocyclus nassatus
Lineage: Eukaryota; Metazoa; Nematoda; Chromadorea; Rhabditida; Strongylidae
Source: the annotation of a GenBank genome assembly
AUGACAACGAAAUUCUGGAUGGGAGUGCUACUCGGCAUAUUGACAUUUGCUGGGCUCUUAUUAACGACGACUGUGAUGUUUGCCGUUGUGAAACUGGGAGUUUUCAAACGUAGUAGCCCAAUCUACUUGAUUUCCACCGCUAACCUGCUCUGCGAUUGUAUACAACUCAUACUUGCCAUCACCUAUCUCGUCCCAUCCAUAAUAAGCGAUAGCUGGCUUUUCGAGGGAGAUAGGCAUAACAAAUUUCUGCAAUUUCUCGGAGCUGUCUUUCUAUUUUGUUGGUAUUAUGGAUCAGUGGCACAAAUUCUCAUGGCUGUCAACAGAGUAUGUGUGAUUUGCAUACAUUCAAAUCGAUUCUUCUCCUAUCGGAAUGUGCUCAUUAUAGUCAUUAUCCUUUUCCCAAUAGCAGGUAUUGUAGCAUGGAUAUCUCAGUAUGUCAGCCCAUGCUGCAAAAUCUCUUUUGACCACAAAUACCUUUCCUAUUCCUAUACUGCCAAGGAUGACGUUCCCAACUACUCCAAUAUGUACAUCGACUUGCCUUUGAACUCGUCAUCAUCGGCUAUUUGUGCUGCAUGUUAUGUUUAUAUCAUUCUCUACGUACGAAAGAUGAGGCAUUCAUACACAGUCGACGCUGCUGAGAAUGGGAAACGAAUUAAGGAGUACAGAUACGCACUGCAAUUUUGUGUAAUCUCUGUGUUUUACUUGUGUGGUUGGAUCUCAUUUCGAGUGUUUCCUGUACUGAUUGGUGUUAGAGGACUGGAGUACUUUAUUGUGGUCUCAGCUUGCGUCACAUUGAACUCAGCAGCCAAUGCCAUUGUUUACAUCACUUCAAAUUUGGAGGUCCAACAUAUACUUUAUAAUUCGAAAGUCAGCACGCCGGUUUAUGCAAAUUCAUCACCACGGAUCGUAGGCGUAAAAUCAAUCCCAUCUCACCACUACAAAAGCAGUAGAUGA